GCUGCUCCAGCUCCAACUCUCAUUCAUUUCGCCGGUUAACAUGAGAGAUCAUGGCCGCCUUCGGGCUCCUCAGCUAUGAGCAGAGACCGCUGAAGCGCCCGCGGCUCGGACCGCCCGACGUCUACCCGCAGGACCCCAAGCAGAAGGAGGAUGAACUUACUGCCGUGAAUGUAAAACAGGGCUUCAACAACCAGCCGGCCUUCACUGGAGACGAACAUGGCUCAGCCAGAAACAUUGUGAUCAACCCGUCGAAGAUUGGUGCGUACUUCAGCAGCAUAUUGGCUGAGAAACUCAAGCUUAACACCUUCCAGGACACCGGGAAGAAGAAACCUCAAGUGAAUGCUAAGGAUAACUAUUGGCUGGUUACCGCGCGAUCUCAGAGUGCAAUUCAUAGUUGGUUCUCUGACUUAGCAGGAAACAAACCACUUGCUAUUUUGGCAAAAAAGGUCCCCAUCCUUAGUAAAAAAGAGGAUGUCUUUGCAUACUUAGCUAAGUAUUCUGUGCCAAUGGUUCGAGCAACGUGGCUGAUCAAGAUGACCUGUGCCUAUUACUCUGCUAUUUCUGAAGCUAAAAUUAAGAAACGCCAGGCUCCAGAUCCCAAUUUGGAGUGGACACAAAUAUCUACCAGAUACCUCAGAGAGCAGUUGGUCAAAAUCUCUGACUUUUACCACAUGGCCUCCAGCACAGGAGAUGGCCCCGUCCCUGUGCCACCAGAGGUUGAGCAAGCCAUGAAGCAGUGGGAGUACAACGAGAAGCUGGCGUUUCACAUGUUCCAGGAAGGAAUGUUGGAAAAGCAUGAGUAUUUGUCGUGGAUCCUCGACGUCUUAGAAAAGAGCAGACCCGUGGACGACAGCCUCCUCAAGCUCCUCUUGCCGCUGAUGCUGCAGUAUUCAGAUGAGUUCGUUCAGUCGGCCUACCUGUCUCGUCGUCUAGCGUACUUUUGUGCCCGCCGUCUUUCCUUGCUGCUGAGUGAUAGCCCCAACCUCCUUGCUGCUCACUCACCCCACAUGAUAAUUGGAGCAAACAACACGAGCAUUGGGACCUCCAGUCCUGGCACUCCUGGCCCUGGGAUGAGUCCUGUGCAGCUGGCCUUCUCGGAUUUCCUGUCCUGUGCACAGCAUGGCCCCUUGGUUUAUGGACUUAGUUGUAUGUUGCAGACUGUCACUCUGUGUUGCCCAAGUGCCUUGGUGUGGAAUUACUGCACAAAUGAAAACAAGACGGCAAACCCAGGCUCUCCUCUGGACCUGCUGCAGGUGGCGCCCUCCAGCCUCCCCAUGCCGGGCGGGAACACAGCCUUCAAUCAGCAGGUUCGGGCAAGGAUUUAUGAGGCAGAGCAACAGAUAAAGCAACGAGGCCGCGCGGUGGAAGUUCGGUGGUCUUUCGACAAGUGUCAGGAGUCGACAGCAGGGGUGACUAUUAGUCGGGUUUUGCAUACACUGGAAGUCUUGGAUCGUCAUUGUUUUGACCGAACUGAUUCCAGCAAUUCAAUGGAGACACUUUACCAUAAAAUUUUCUGGGCCAACCAAAACAAAGACAACCAGGAGGUUGCCCCCAAUGAUGAAGCUGUGGUGACAUUGUUGUGUGAAUGGGCCGUGAGCUGCAAGCGGUCUGGAAAGCACAGGGCCAUGGCUGUGGCGAAACUCUUGGAGAAAAGGCAAGCAGAGAUUGAGGCAGAGAGAUGUGGUGAGUCAGAAGUCCUCGAUGAGAAAGAGUCCAUUUCUUCAGCAUCUCUUGCUGGAUCUAGUUUGCCUGUUUUCCAGAAUGUUUUGCUAAGAUUUUUAGAUACACAGGCUCCAUCACUGUCGGAUCCAAACAGUGAAUGUGAGAAGGUAGAGUUUGUGAACCUGGUGCUGCUUUUCUGCGAGUUUAUCCGCCACGAUGUCUUCUCCCAUGAUGCAUAUAUGUGUACCCUCAUCUCUCGGGGAGAUCUGUCAGUUACCACCUCCACUGGGCUUCGGUCACCAGCGGGAGAGAAUGCAGACGAACACUAUUCAAAGGACCAUGAUAUGAAGAUGGAGGAGCACAGUAUUAUGGCGCACAUGGGCCUCGGCUCAGGAACCACUAACAUUUUUGAUGAAGUAGACAAGAGUGACUUUAAAAGUGACUUUGGUUCUGAGUUUCCAAUUUUUUCUCCCAUGCCUGGAGAAGCCUGUGAGAAUGCCAACCCUUCCUUGAGCAGAAGAAUGUCAGUCAAUGGUGAGAAACUGAUAAAGAGGGAAAAAACAAGAGAAUUAAUUUUUCCAUCCAAUUAUGACCUCCUCCGCCACCUACAGUAUGCAACCCACUUUCCUAUACCUCUGGAUGAAUCUUCAAGUCAUGAAUGUAACCAGCGCACCAUCCUUCUCUACGGAGUCGGGAAGGAGCGUGACGAAGUCAGGCAUCAGCUGAAGAAGAUUACCAAAGAUAUCCUGAGAAUCCUAAAUAAGAAGAGCACUGCAGAAUCAGGGGGUGGGGAUGAAGGACAGAAAGCCAGGAAGAGCAAGCAAGAAGCUUUUCCAACUCCGGAAACUGUGUUCACGAAACUCCAGCUCCUCUCAUACUUUGAUCAGCAUCAAGUGACAUCUCAGAUCUCCAACAAUGUGCUGGAACAGAUCACAAGCUUUGCGUCUGGAACAUCCUAUCACCUCCCUUUGGCUCACCAUAUUCAGCUCAUCUUUGAUCUCAUGGAGCCAGCACUGAACAUCAACGGACUAAUUGACUUUGCCAUACAGCUGUUGAAUGAACUGAGUGUGGUGGAAGCAGAGCUGCUCUUGAAGUCUUCCAGCCUGGCAGGAAGCUACACCACAGGGCUUUGUGUCUGCAUCGUGGCCGUGCUCAGGCGGUAUCACAGUUGCCUGAUCCUCAAUCCUGACCAGACAGCCCAGGUGUUUGAAGGGUUGUGUGGCGUGGUGAAGCAUGUGGUCAACCCGUCGGAAUGCUCUUCCCCUGAAAGGUGUAUCCUGGCCUACCUCUAUGACCUCUACAUAUCCUGCAGUCACCUCAGAAGUAAAUUUGGAGACCUUUUCAGUAGUGCCUGUUCAAAAGUAAAGCAGACCAUAUAUAACAAUGUAAUGCCGGCAAAUUCCAACUUACGCUGGGAUCCAGACUUCAUGAUGGAUUUUAUUGAGAAUCCCUCAGCAAGAAGCAUCAAUUACUCAAUGCUGGGCAAGAUCCUCAAUGACAAUGCUGCCAAUCGGUACAGCUUUGUGUGCAACACACUCAUGAAUGUGUGUAUGGGACACCAGGAUGCCGGCCGGAUAAACGACAUAGCCAAUUUCUCCUCUGAGCUGACUGCGUGCUGUACGGUCCUUAGUUCCGAGUGGCUAGGGGUUCUGAAGGCGCUUUGUUGUUCUUCAAACCACGUGUGGGGAUUUAAUGACGUACUCUGCACAGUAGAUGUGAGUGACCUUUCAUUCCAUGAUUCAUUAGCUACUUUCAUUGCUAUCCUGAUAGCACGACAGUGUUUCUCACUGGAGGACGUUGUGCAACAUGUAGCGCUUCCCUCUCUCCUAGCAGCAGCUUGUGGAGAUGCAGAUGCAGAGCCCGGGGCAAGAAUGACCUGCCGCCUCCUGCUUCACCUCUUCCGCGCCCCCCAGGCCUGCUUUUUCCCUCAAGCAACAGGCAAACCUUUUCCUGGAAUUAGAUCAUCUUGUGAUCGACACCUCUUAGCUGCAGCUCACAACAGCAUAGAAGUGGGAGCCGUUUUUGCUGUCUUAAAGGCAAUUAUGAUGCUUGGAGAUGCCAAAAUUGGCAGUAACACUGUCAACACCUUAAAGAAUGAUGACUUCAGCAUGAGGGGUUUACGACGCGAUGGGAAUGCUGAAGAUGCCUGGGCCACCUCGCAGAACUCAAAGUCCUAUGGGAAAAGUAUUUCCAUAGAAACUGCCAAUCUAAGAGAAUAUGCUAGAUACGUACUGAGGACCAUCUGCCAGCAGGAGUGGGUGGGAGAACAUUGCUUAAAGGAACCAGAGCGGUUAUGUACGGACAAAGAACUUAUAUUGGACCCCGUGCUUUCCAACAUGCAAGCCCAGAAAUUAUUGCAGCUGAUCUGUUACCCUCAUGGCAUUAAAGAGUGUACAGAUGGGGACAACCUGCAAAGACAGCACAUUAAACGCAUUCUUCAGAAUCUUGAGCAAUGGACAUUGAGACAGUCCUGGCUGGAGCUCCAGCUCAUGAUCAAACAGUGCUUGAAGGACCCUAGCUCUGGUUCUGUGGCUGAAAUGAACAACCUACUGGACAACAUUGCAAAGGCAACCAUAGAAGUGUUCCAGCAGUCCGCAGACCUAACGAACAGUGCCUCUGGUCCAGGCGUGAGCCUCUUCAACCCAAACGGUAUCGGAAGCGUUGACGCAAGUGGCACGAGGCAGAACGGGAUAAAGACAUUCCUGAGUUCCUCUGAACGCAGGGGUGUGUGGCUGGUGGCCCCCCUCAUCGCCCGGCUACCAACUUCCGUGCAGGGAAGAGUGUUGAAAGCUGCUGGGGAAGAGCUGGAGAAGGGACAGCACCUGGGUUCCUCUUCAAAGAAGGAAAGAGAUAGGCAGAAGCAGAAAAGUAUGUCUCUUUUGAGUCAGCAACCUUUCCUCUCCUUGGUCCUUACCUGCCUUAAGGGGCAAGACGAACAACGAGAAGGCCUCCUUACGUCUCUGCAGAAUCAAGUUAAUCAGAUUUUAAGUAACUGGAGGGAAGAAAGAUACCAAGAUGAUACGAAAGCCCGCCAGAUGAUGCAUGAGGCUUUGCAACUGCGCCUAAAUCUGGUAGGAGGGAUGUUUGACACGGUGCAGCGGAGCACCCAGGGGACCACCGACUGGGCCGUCCUCCUCCUCCAGAUAAUUACCUCAGGAACUGUUGACAUGCACACUAACAAUGAAUUAUUCACAACAGUUCUUGACAUGCUGGGUGUUUUAAUCAAUGGGACACUGGCUUCUGACCUAUCAAAUGCUUCCCCUGGAGGAUCUGAAGAGAACAAACGUGCAUACAUGAAUUUGGUAAAGAAACUGAAAAAAGAACUAGGAGACAAGCGGUCGGAAAGCAUUGACAAAGUUCGGCAGUUGCUACCUUUGCCAAAGCAGACAUGCGAUGUUAUCACUUGUGAACCCAUGGGCUCUUUGAUCGACACAAAGGGAAACAAAAUUGCUGGAUUUGACUCCAUCGAUAAAAAACAGGGUCUUCAGGUUUCUACGAAGCAGAAGGUGUCCCCUUGGGACCUGUUUGAGGGUCAGAAGAACCCGGCUCCUCUGUCCUGGGCCUGGUUUGGCACAGUCCGAGUGGACCGGAAGGUUAUAAAGUAUGAGGAACAGCACCAUUUCCUUCUGUACCACACACACACCAUGCCGAAGCCCCGAAGCUACUACCUCGAGCCACUGCCCCUACCUCCUGAGGAGGAAGAGGAAGAGCCCACAUCUCCAGUUUCUCAGGAACCAGAAAGGAAAUCAGCUGAGCUGUCAGAUCAAGGGAAAACUACAGCUGACGAGGAGAAGAAGACAAAGGGAAGGAAGCGUAAGACAAAGUCAAGCUCCCGCGUUGAUGAAUACCAACAGAACAACAUAUACCGAGUGCCUCCUAAUUACUCACCCAUGUCCUCCCAAAUGAUGCAUCACCCACAGCCCGCACUGUGGGGUUACAACCUCGUGAGCCAGCCUCAGCAACCCAGCUUUUUCCUGCAGAAUCAAUCCCUAAAUCCAGGUGGCUCCAGAUUGGACCCUGCAGGCUCCUUUGUCCCAACCAAUACCAAGCAGGCUUUGUCCAACAUGCUGCAGAGACGCUCAGGCGCCAUGCUGCAGCCACCUUCCCUUCAUGCAGUCACGUCUCAGCAGCAGCUGCUACAGAUGAAGCUUCUACAGCAGCAGCAGCAGCAACAGCAGCAGCAGCAGCAACAACGGCUUCUCAGGCAAGCCCAGACUCGACCUUUCCAACAGGGCCAGCCAGGGGACCAGGCUGCUCUCUUCUCUGCACAGGCACGGCCCUCCCCUCAGCUCCCUCAGUAUCCAGGGCUGCAACAAGCACAGACCAUGCCCCAGGGCUACACAAUGUAUGGAACACAGAUGCCUUUGCAGCAGGCAGCUCAGCAGCAGCCUGGAGGUGUGGUCCUUUCCCCCAGCUACAACUCCAGGGCCUAUCCAGCUACACAUUCCAGCCCAGCGCUGAUGGAAAGACUCCGACAGAUUCAACAGCAGCCAAGUGGCUAUGUGCAGCAGCAGGCCUCGCCGUACCUGCAGCCCGUAGCUGGCUCUCAGAGACUGAACCACCAGGCUCUACAGCAGAGCCCUCUGGUGGGCGGGGGAAUUGAUGCUGUGCUGACUCCCGCACAUCCCAACCUCCCCUCGGUGCCCCUGCCUCAGGACCCAAUGAGGCCCAGACAGCCGCAGCAAGUUCGACAGCAGCAGAGACUCCUCCAGAUGCAGCAGCCCCAGCAGGCCCCCCAGCCCCAGCAGCCCUCACAGCCCCAGAAUCAGGCCCUUGGUCUCCAAGCAGUGCAGCCCCAACAGCCUUUGUUCCCCAGGCAAGGCUUGCAGCAGACCCAGCAGCAGCAACAGACAGCCGCCCUGGUGCGGCAGCUCCAGAAGCAGCUUUCUAGUAACCAGCCACAGCAAGGAGUGACCCCCUGUGCGCAUCCUUCACACUUUUGAAUCUGAAAGAGAAGACAUGAAGUUUAUGUUUGCACAGAAUAUCAGAUUUAGUAGUCAUCAUAAGAAGUCUCCUUUGGUCUUUGAUUUAUUUAUGUUUUUCUAUAUUUUAUGCUACAUUUCAGGCAGAGGCAUUUAAAUAAGUAGAGAAGUUGUGGUUUGGUUUUUAAUCAUCUCUAAAGUAGGUUUUAAAAUGUGGAUCAUGCCGGCCUACUCCAGAUAGUGUGGUAGCAGACCUUUUGAAACUGGUGCUUUUUUUUAAUCUCAUAUUUACAUAAAGAAUGAAUUAUGGUAGGUUUAAAUAUUUAUGUAUUCGUUAAUUUUUUUUUUUAAAACCUGUGUUGGACCAAACUACUGAUUUGGAAGAUGUGGCAGGUCUCGCAGGAGUGUGACACGUUCGCUUCUCACUCACCUGUGACAAUGGGGUGAACACUUUAUUUGCAUCACGUUUAAGUUGAAAUGUUGAUCAUUUCAUAAGCACUUUAUAGACUUUGUUCACAUUUAUGGAGAACUUUGCUUUGCUUUUGUUGUGGUCCAAAGGUGCUGAAACAGAUUGUUGCUUGGGACUUUGACUUCUUUCAGGGCUUCUGCGAGAGCCACCCUGAGAUACGUGGGAGCCUCUUAGAAGGACUUGUACUCAAAUAUGGUUCCAAUGGCAAAACCUUUAACCAGAUUCUUCAUAAAGGUACAACAUAUAACUGCCGGAGCCCCGAAGAACCACGGUGGAAUCAGUCCAUUAACUUACUGCCAGUUUUAGUACAAUAAUAACUGUUCAGUUAUGGUUCGGCAGAGCCUCAUGCCAACUUGAGAAAAAAAAAAAAAAAUCUCACAGCUGGCCGUAGAUUCCACAGUGCUCAGACUUGACAUGGUUUCCAGAGAAUCUGGUCCCACAGUCCAGAAGGCUCUGGUAUGCAUCAAAGGUGUACUUGCUGUUAAUUUUGUAUGGUAAGUAUUUGCAAUUUUGAAUUUAAUUAUUAAUGUUGGUGUCAGUCUUGGUUGUGUAUUGCUUAUAUUGUAUUUAUAAACCGGUGCAAAAAGCACAAGUAAAGUAAAUUAUACAGCAAAUUUAUUAUACAGAAAUAGUAACUAUUUUAACUUUGUUCAAGUAUGUGGUAAUUUGCUCCUAUUAGAGUGAAAAAUACAGUAAAUUAUUAUCAGUUUGUGUAACUUAAGAGUAUUCCAUAUAAUAUUUUUUUAGAAUUAGAUGCAUAAAAUUUUGAAUGUGAAAAUUGCAGGGCAUUUUAAGACAUACAUAGGGAUUUCUCUGUGUUCUUUGUUGGGCUCAUUUUCUUUCUGCCAUAUGAUUUUACAUGUAAUGUAGUCAAGCAUACUGUGAAUGGAUUGUCUGUGAAGAGCAAACCAUGUAGAGCUACUUUUUUUUUUUUUUUUUACAAAUGUAGCUUGUACAACUUUAGAUCAUUUCUUUUGCAGAUCAUUAUAUAAAUAAUUUAUACCUUCCUAGGUGAGUUACUCAUUGCAAAGUUUGACUCAUUCAAAUGACCUCAAAUACAUGUUUGCUUACUUUGCCAUGGCAACAUCCAUGUGAACUGCUUUGUACACUGUGAACUCUAUCCCUCCAGCCUGCUUGUUUUGUGUUUACUCUGGGCUGGAAAAGACUUUGCCAAACAUGAAAGACCAUUCUUUCCACUGAGUUAACCUUCUACCUGCUUUCAGACAGUGCAGUACAUUUCAGUGGUCUCGUAUGGCUGCUUCGCUUUCCUUUCCAGAGUCAUCCUUCAAAUUCACAAAACUAGUUUUAUUCAAAGUAAUGUACCAUAUGACUGCAUUGGCAAAACCACCGAAGUGGGAAUGUUGUGCCUAGUGAGUUGAGUCAGAUCCUGUCCUCUCUGGUCAUUAUUCAAUGAUUAUCGGUAGUUUAAAUUUCGGUUUCAGUUUGAACCAUAUAUUUUUGUAGCUUAGUAUUGCAAACAGCAGAAUGAGUGUUGUAAUUGCGUAGCAUCUGUAUGCACUUUACACUUUGCAGAAGUUAAUUUAUCAAUCAUUUUGCACAUGAAGGCUGUGGUUAUUCCUUUG
Acomys russatus (golden spiny mouse) is the source of this 8636-nucleotide messenger RNA. It is a transcript of the gene Med12l, whose product is annotated as mediator complex subunit 12L. Gene Ontology annotation, cellular component: mediator complex. Gene Ontology annotation, biological process: regulation of transcription by RNA polymerase II. Gene Ontology annotation, molecular function: beta-catenin binding; transcription coactivator activity. NCBI's taxonomy places the organism in Eukaryota, Metazoa, Chordata, Mammalia, Rodentia, Muridae. The coding region runs from base 51 to 6605 and encodes 2184 amino acids. The transcript has 44 exons. The record is from RefSeq and is a predicted model, not a curated record.